AUGCGCUUCUCGGUUCCUGACAAGAAUCGAUGUGCCUGCGCACCCGGAUGGUACGACAAGUACUGUGGAUUACGUGGAUGUAUGCCACCGAAUGAGGAUCAUGUGAACAUUGACCUUCGAUCCCUCAUCAUAGUGUUUAAUACGAAGACUUCAAUGAAGAGCCAGCUGGAUGCCUUGAAGACAAAUUUCAAAGAAAUGAUCUCAAGAAUGACAAAAGAUGCAAAUGGUGUUUAUGAUAACUGGAUUGAAAGUUUCAUUGUCUAUGGUUUCGUCAAUGUCCAGUCCCAACUUAAAGUCCAAAGCAAAUUCAUGUACUCUGUUGACGACGUGGUCAAAUUUUUGAACAGCUUCACACUUUAUGAUGGAGACGACUCCCAACCUGUGAUCACAGCAGUCCAGGCUGCUCAACAAACAUUCCCUAAACAGAGAUCCCAUGCUACAGUACUUGUCUUCACUGACUCUCCGUCUUCUGACGCAACACCAUGGUCCCACAGAUUCACUGACCAGAAUCCCGAGCAGCUCGUCCUUCAGAUCUCACUUCUUUGGAAAUCAAGAUACACAUUCUUCCUUUCCUUACCAGCUGGAACUGACUACACAUCAAAUGGUGUCGAUGUCUAUCGCCGUCUUGCUCUCACAAAUCAUGGAGACACAUUCUUCAUUCAAGACAUCAAUGAUUUCACCAAAGCACUUCUAUCAGUGAUUGGAUCCCAAUAUUACUCUGAAAAUGUGGCAGUUGCUUAUGGAAAAACUGAUGACGAGACAUUGACAACUUAUGUGGAUAACGCGGGGGAUACUGUUUACUUUUUAAUCACAAUCGACCCGUCAACUAAAUCCACUUUACCCACUAUGGCUGGUGUGAACCUUUACGCAGAGGGACCAUCUUAUAGACUCUACACCAGAUCCAGUAGAAUCGGCGAUACCGUAACCAUCUCCAAUACCCCUGGCUCCAAGUACAACUAUAGAAUGUUCUUGCAAUCUAAGCGGACUCUUAUGAUUUUCUACAACGAUGACAUGUACAUUGAUGUUGGGAAUGGUAUGCCGGUUAUCGGUGUCGGCAUGUCUGCUACCAUGCAAACAUACAAUUUCCCUGAUUUUGAAAGUAGCUCAUAUGAAUUGAGAACUUUUGAUGGGCGGUUCCUCCGAGAGAAAAUUUACUCCUACGUGAGACCCCAACUGGAUUGCACAUUCCUCUACGGAUUCCCAUCUUGGGACUCUGGAAAUUGUCCACCAGGUCCAGCGACCUCCGUCCACGUGUUCUAUUACAAUGGAUACAAACAACAAAGAGUGUCGACGGCAUACUGUAUCACUAGUAACCACAAUCCCCAGGACACUUACUUCCACAACAUUUUGAAGUCUCCUCAAGAUAUUUACUCAAUGGCCAGAGAGAAACAUGAACUUCAAAUGGUGAAUGAAAUUUCACAAGCUGAUGUUCUCCAGUGCAAAGAGAGAAGUAUUGAUGCUAUCAAUGACCCAAGACUGAAAGAAGCAAAGCAACUCAUAUUCAUUCUGGAGCAACACAUGGACAACGCUCAGAUCUAUAAAACACUGGCGAAAGAGAUCAAUCAAAUAAUCUACUUGACAAACGCCACCAACGCUGACACCUACGACUGGGAAUUCACAUUGAUUUCUCAUGAUUCAGCAGAGUCUCAUGUUAUCUUGAGUGCCUAUAACCCAAUAGACUUUGGGGAGAAAUUCCAGAAAUUUGUGAAUAACCUUCAACUAUUGAAUAACCUGCAGAACACUAUGGGCCUGUUAUCUAUCGUUCAAGCCCAAAAGAUCACAUUGAGGCCUACAGCUCAAGUGUAUUAUUUCACUAAUCAAGCUGUGAAGAGUGUGCAGAAUGUUGCGAGAACAUGGGAUAUUGUGAGCAGAAAUAUGGAGGUUAACUUCAUCACUAUUGCUGAUGGAGUCACCACUGAAAUUUUCGCUCUGCCAAAGGAAUUAGAGCUAAUCCAGAAAAUGACAAAUGGACGGAUUAUUCCAAUCACAAAAACUGAGACAACGUUGCUUCCAUUGUUCAAAGAUAUGAUUGGUGUGACAGCAUUGACAACAGAUAAUGAGCAAUAUAACUGCCACGACACCCCUCUCGUCAUCGAUGGUUUCUUUGAAGACGGCGCGGAUUACUCGGUGGUACAAGUGGUUGGAACAGGGCUGAAAACUGUUCAGAUGCAAGACUCAAACGGAGCAAUUGUUGGUGUCACCGACUACAUCACUUAUCAAAAUCCCAACUUUGUUUCCAUGAGAGUUGAUAAGUCGAAAUUCGCUAGUGGGGUCUGGAAAAUUUCUGCGUUGACUGCCACCGGUGGUUGCCAGAUUACAGUAAGACACAAGACUACAGUAGGAAUGAUUCUCGGAUUCACUUCUUCUAAUACCGAUGACGCCACAGUGACUUCACAGAUUAUCACUCAGAGAAGUAAACUGGAUAGUCUCCCACUUUAUGCUGCAAUGAAAGUCACCGACGGAAUUAUUCCAACAAAUCUAGAGAUACAAAUCGUUAACAGAAAGCGAUACGAUCAACCACAAAGCUAUACAAACUCAACUGUCAUCCAAAGAGAUUCCAAUUCUUGUACCUACAACUUGUUAUCAGAAAGCAUUGUGGUCCCGAAGAAUGAGCUGACAACGUGGACAGUCACUGCAUACAACAAUGCUGGAAAACUGGUGCUUCACAGAAUAUUCUAUUAUUAUCAACACCUUCCUUCAGACGCGUCGGUAUGCCACGGUGGGGAAACUGAUAAGUUCGGAAGAUGCAUUUGCCCGUAUAUGUACACUGGAGAGUACUGUUGGGAUAGGUUAUGUGUGCCACCUGCCACUUUGUCGACUGGAAUCUGUUGCUGCACUUCUGGUGUGCAUGGCGACUUUUGUGAAGUUGUGAUUUGGUUCCAGGCAGAUAACAGUACCCAGCAACAACUACCUGCUUUACCUACUUCCAAUCCAUCUACCACAACAAUUCAAACGACAACAAAAGUUUCAGCAACCAGUUUCUUUAUCCCUUCAUUUAUCUUUGCAUCACUUUUAUUGUUUUUACUUUAA
Messenger RNA from Caenorhabditis remanei, 3030 nucleotides. RefSeq lists its product as uncharacterized. The record is from RefSeq and is a predicted model, not a curated record. The coding region runs from base 1 to 3030 and encodes 1009 amino acids. NCBI's taxonomy places the organism in Eukaryota, Metazoa, Nematoda, Chromadorea, Rhabditida, Rhabditidae. The transcript has 9 exons.